AACCAGACUUUCCAGUAAAAUUCAAACCAAUGUCAAAUUAAUUAGAACAAUUCUUUUCCCUAAAAAACAAGAAACUGCAACUAUCCAUUCAAUUAUUUUUCCAGUUUGUCUUAUCUAACAAGCAUACUCUAUAAGAUGUGCCCAUCAAGGAUAACCAAAAAUCACAUCUUAGAGAGAGAGAGAGGGAGAGAGAUGGCAGAAGUGAAAUUGUUGGGAGGAUUGGGGUAUAGCCCAUACGUGAAUAGAGUGGAAAUGGCCCUUAAAAUGAAAGGAGUUGAAUAUGAAUACAUAGCAGAAGAUGUGAAAAACAAGUCACCUCUUCUUUUACAGUACAAUCCGAUUCACAAAAAAGUACCUGUUUUGGUGCAUAAUGGCAAAUCCAUUGCUGAAUCAUUGAUCAUUGUUGAAUACAUCGAUGAAGUUUGGGAAGGUCCAUCCAUUCUGCCCAAGGAUCCUUAUCAAAGAGCCAUGACUCGUUUUUGGGCCAAGUUCAUCGAUGAAAAGUGUAUUCCCACACUGUGGAAAGCUUGUUGGAGCACGGGAGAGGAUCAACAGAAGUCCAAGGAGGAAUCAACAGAAGCCCUCAAGUUUCUUGAAAACGAAAUUAAAGGCAAGAAAUUUUUUGGAGGUGAAAAUAUUGGAGUCGUCGAUAUUGCUGCAAAUUUCAUUGGCUAUUGGCUUCCAAUCAUAUCAGAGGUGGUGGGAUGCGAACUCAUGACCCACGAAAAUUUUCCCAAUAUGUGCAGAUGGGCCAAUGACUACUGCAAUGACAACUUUGUUAAGGAAAAUCUACCUAAGAAGGAGGCUCUGCUUCAAAGAUUUAAGCCUAAAUAGAUUCAUCCUAAUACUUGGUCACGGCAUCAAUUUAUAUUUGAUAUAAUUGUUUAUGUCUUUUAGUUAUAUCUUCAAUUACGAGUUUUUGUUCGAGUAUGCAUAAAAUAAUACUCCCUCCGUCCACGAAAUGAGUUUUUGUUCGAAUAUACUACACCAAUUUCUUGACUCUUUA
This is a messenger RNA of Salvia miltiorrhiza (redroot sage), 1006 nucleotides long. Its product is annotated as probable glutathione S-transferase. The transcript has 2 exons. Gene Ontology annotation, molecular function: glutathione transferase activity. Gene Ontology annotation, cellular component: cytoplasm. The coding region runs from base 136 to 834 and encodes 232 amino acids. Gene Ontology annotation, biological process: glutathione metabolic process. NCBI's taxonomy places the organism in Eukaryota, Viridiplantae, Streptophyta, Magnoliopsida, Lamiales, Lamiaceae. The record is from RefSeq and is a predicted model, not a curated record.